Molecule: messenger RNA, 2589 nt
Organism: Suillus paluster
Lineage: Eukaryota; Fungi; Basidiomycota; Agaricomycetes; Boletales; Suillaceae
Exons: 3
Coding region: 1-2589 (862 amino acids)
Source: RefSeq, a predicted model, not a curated record
AUGCUUCCACCCAACCCCCAACUUCCUAGACCUCCGCAUCGUAAUUCGAAGCGGACGUCAGGGGGUCAGGGCACUCCUUCGUCGUCAUCACACGUAUCGACGUCAUCCGCGUCAUCCCAAAACAAUCGAUAUUUCACGUACUCCCGGGAUGCUGACUGCAUACUCUCUUCGUCAACGCAGACGUCGUGUCCGUCCUUUGCAGAUGUCCGCCAGGACAUCACAUACGAUGACCCCGGUCCCGAAGAAAUAUUUCAUCUGAGACUCAACUUGUCUCGAUACACCCAGAUCGCGGCUACACCGGACGACAUGGAGCUCAAGUAUACAGGCCCUCUCCUCCAGCGUCUUGCUUCAAUUCGUAUAGUUACCCGUGGAACUAAAUACACCAUGUCUGACGAACAAAAGAAGAGCUGGCAAUGGCUUGAGGACACGCUCCAUCACGCUUUCACUGCUCUCAGUGCAAACGUUAUUCUACCCUUCAGUUUCGCCAUCCUCCCUUAUCCUUCUCAAUACGGAUACCUUCGCGAUCACAAGACGCAUCGUCAUGCUUUGCGUUGUGCAAAGACUUCAAGACUGGCCUUUCACUCCCUCCUCGGUCUAGUCAACCUGUUUUACGGUCGGGUUCUAUGGAGGUGUGACACUGCACCAAAGAAUGCAGAAGCGCCCGCGCCUUCGCCGUCAGACCUAUUGCUUCAAUAUGGGCUUAGCGAUGCUCACGUUCGUGACAUCAUCAGUGCACUACAGCCGGAGAUCCUCGGGCGUUGCGUCGGCGUCAUUUUCGACCCACCCCACUGUGAAAUGGGCGUUUUAUACCCCUGGCUCAAUCGUAUACAAGUCCCGGUCUGGGUGAUAGUCGGCAAAGCGCAAGGUCCUUACAACCCCGCUACCUUCAAAAACUACCAGUUCAUACAAGCGUCGCCUACAAAAGACGAAUUCAUACGCAUCAGAACAGCAAUCGACAAGGCUAACUCUCAAGCAAUUCCGUCCAUCCCAUCUGACACCAAUCCCGACUCUUUGGAUCGAUGGACUGCGCUUGUAGAGGUUCGGGAAAAAAAGCGCGUAGAGUUCCUCUCUACUGCGUCUGACAACAUCAAAGCCCGUGUCCGAGAGCGACUUCAAAAUGCUGCAAAGUUCGUCCUACCCUCGCGGCGAGACGGAACUCGGUUUUUCCUUUGGUAUCGUUCGAAGAAGGGGAGGUUCCGGGGAGAGCUCGAUUGUGAAGACGCCAAGACGGAAUUUGAGACCAGACCCAAGGAGCAGUUUGUAUACGACGAGAUCUCCAACGAAUGGGAUAUAUGCUCCCUCUUCGAAUGCGAUGUCGACGCACUGGACGGCGACCCUGGUUUCGAAUUCGACGAACCAAAUACAAACGACUCUGGCGUCUCGGAUGUAACCGUCGCUCAUUCCGAGAUAAAGACACCCCCUACUCUUCCAUCUGACCACAACGAGGUCGGAAGAUCCAUUCUCUAUAAUCGCGAGAUUUCCCAGGACAUUUUGUUCGCUUCUUCACUGGAAGACGUCCUAAGCAGUCGCUACGGACUUGUGUGCUGUUCGCAGACAGAAAUACAGUCCCAAAGCGACUAUACGGCCAUCCAGGAUGCCCAAUUCAGCGAGAUCUACACCGUUCGUAAAUACCUCAUGGAAAUGAACCUCCCCCUCACGCAACCCAAAAACGAAUUCGCCAUUCGAUACUUCAUCUCCUGCUUCUUGCUUGACAUCACCCCUCCCUCCAUCUUGUGGGAUCUGCAUCCGAACAACAUCGACGAACUCGUCGAAUCCAAUGUGCGUUUCAAGUACACAUUCGUUCAAGAUAACGCUCGCACCGGUUACCUCCUACACCCACAAGAUGAAAGAUACAAUCGACCAUGGGACCUCCUCAUUCACAGCGCGGUGUCCGUCGUCCAAGGUAUCAGAGAACGAUGGGGCCCAUCUCUAGAGGACGUCGUCCUCUCCUUAUUUGAACGUGGCAUCAAUUUUACACUCGUUUUCAAUGCCCAAGUCGCGCAUCCCUCAUUUGCUCGUCCCAGAACCGUCUUUGAGUCGAUCCUCCGUCCGCACGGGUGGUUGCCGGACAAAUACGAGUAUGCAGACUACGAAAAUCGAAGAGGUCGAUUGCUAAACCUGCCUCACGUACGCGUCGCUGUCGCUCAAGGUGGCAUACUCUGGCGUCUCUGCAAACAGGAGCUUGCUAGCGAUAUACCAAACGGCCCCUCCAAAGACGUACAGUUUUUCGCAGAUACAUCUCCCGAUGCACCUAAACGGUAUCUCUCCGAUACUCUGAGCGACGACGAGAUCAACAUUCUCUGCGGUGUCUAUCACAUUGCUACCGGCAGAGGCAAUCAGACGGCAAUAUCAUCAUGGUGGCCUACCCCAAAACAAUGGUCGUCGUCUGGUUUGGACGUUGGGUACUGGAACCAUUCCGCUGAAAACGUGUUUCAGUCGAGGCUCAAAGCCAUACGCGAAGGGCGAGCCGAGUUGAGGGGCGCUAAACAAUGGAAGAGCGAGAUGAGUUACUACAAGAACCCGACGAGGAAAUUUAUCGGUGCUGUCGAAAAAGAAUGCAUCGAUUUUCUGCAGAACAGCGCAUUGUAA